GGCACAAAGCCCAGCAGCCCUCAGUCGCACACAGACUCGACUCGAAACAAGGACUUCGAUUGUCUCACCGCAUCCAAAGACUGCCUUUUUUCUAGGAACCAGGGAACAUUCUAGACUUUCAUAACUUGAAAUUUUACUUUGCAGUUUUUGAACACUUUCCGAAUUCGAAGUCAGAAUGCUGGAUCCACUGGCAGAGUUGAGAAGAACCGGAGGCUUUCGGCAAUGUGGAGGCCGGUUAUCUUGGCAGGUACGCUGGAUCUUGUACAGCGUGUGCGUUCUGACGGUGAUGAACUGUGCCGGCCUGGUGCUUCUCCUGGUUCAGCAGAGAGACUUGUGGGCUCAUCUGACUGAGGUGGAGAGGCAGAUGGUGGAGAUCUCUCAGAGCUCGGUGGUGGAGUUCAUGACACAGGUGAAUGAAGAUGAAGCAGAGUCUCAAUACUCCACCAACAAACGCAGCCGGCAGCAUCGAGGGACACGACCCUUCGAGGAGCAUGAGGGGAGUGUGGGAGAGGAAGUCUUGGGAGAUUUCCAGUAUCAUUAUCAGCAGCAGACGCAUGGGCCGGUUUACCAGCGCAAAACAGAAGAGCAAGAUGGAAUGAUGAUGAUGAUGACAUACUCCAUGGUGCCAGUAAAGAUUCUUCUGGACAUUUGCAACAGUACUAAAGGAGUCUGUCUGACUGGGCCACCAGGGCCACCAGGAAUUCCAGGCUUGCCGGGUGUGGAUGGAAUAUCGGGGUAUAAUGGAACAGAUGGAAUUCCAGGGUUGCCAGGAGAGCCUGGAGCACAGGGAAAACGAGGAAAAAGAGGUCCUCCUGGUGAGAAUGGGAACCCUGGUGAUAAGGGAGAACAAGGACAUCCUGGACCCCCAGGACCCCCUGGAGAGCAGGGCGAACCUUCAAAUGAUGUCAUUGUAGAGGGUCCACCUGGUCCAGUGGGACCCCCUGGCCUUCCCGGGCCGUCAGGUCCUCCAGGUCCUCCCGGGCCCCCCGGACCUCAAGGGCCACCGAGACACAGGAGCCACAGGGCGAAUCUUCACACAGGGAAGGAGUCUGUGGGUCACCUUAAUUCAGUCCCAAAUGAUGAUACUAUCAGCCAGAAAAUGGCAUCAUGGAAGAAAAACGACUGUGUUAUAAAGUCGGUGCAGAACCCCAGACAUCUGAUGAAAAUGAGUAGCACGUUUGGAGCUUGGAUGAUGGACACUGCCACUCGCGAUGAUGAGAAGAUUUGGGUAGCAGAACAUUUCUCAGGUCGUAUCAUAAAGCAGUACAACAGUAUUGCAGCGAUCCAGAACAGCAGCAGCGAAUCCAUUGAUGUCCGGAAGUUUUUCCAAGGUUGCGGCCACACUGUACAUAACGGCUCCAUAUUCUACCACAUCGCUGGAACUUACAAUAUUGCUAAGUUUGACCUCCAGACCAAGAUCUUACACACGCUGAGCAUUGACAACGCCCUCUAUCACAAUCGGUCCUACCUCCUUCAGAACUCAAAGACGUAUUUCAAAUUGGCAGCGGAUGAGAACGGUAUGUGGAUCAUAUUCGCCUCCAACAUUGACGACAACAUCAUGGUGGCGCGACUGGAUGAGAAAACGUUCUCCGUCACCACUUACAUCAACACCACCUAUCCCAGGACCAAGUGCGGUAAUGCGUUUAUCGCCUGCGGGAUCCUCUACGUCACGGAUUCUAAAGACACAAAGGUGACGUACGCCUUUGACCUCCUGAAAGAGAAACCUGUAAGUGUAAGUUUGGAUCUGAGAGCACCUGGAGGGGUUCUGUCCAUGAUCUCAUACAAUCCCAGAGACAAACAUCUCUACAUAUGGGACAGCAGCUACGUCAAGUCAUACCAAGUUCAGUUCUUCUCAGAUGAGUAAUCAAAACUGAGGGUGUGUUCACACUUGGCAGGUUUGGUUCGAUUAAAACGAACUCGAAUGGUGCCGUUGCUCUAUUAGUGCGGUUCAUUUGAAUGAGUGUGAACGCCAUUCGAACCCUAUUGCGCACCAAGCAGGCCGAGACCCCUCAAAAAGUGGUAUCGGUCCGCUUGCAAAGAACUGUGGUGCAAUUCGACUGAAAUACGAACGCAACGCAGACCAAAGACAUCUAGACGAAUCAAAAACAGACGUGAUGUCACACAAUGCAUCCCUAAAAUGGACGGAAUGAUCAAGGAUACUUGUUUUUCUCGUCAUAGUCGCAAUGUUGCCUAUUACGCUUCAGGAUAGGCGUCAGAACCGCCAUCUCCUUGCGGCAGAUCUUUGUUUGUGUGUGUGACGGGCUGUUUUCAAUCUUUUGCACUUUUCAUAAGCAGUUCUCAGCUGGUAAAAAUACCAAGAUAUGUACGCACAUACAACUAGCGCAUUUAGCACAUCACACAGUUUUGGAUGUUCGGCAAGUUCCGUCAUAAAAUAUACGCCACAAAAUAACUUUGAGAACUGAACUACAAGUGUGAACACACCCGUAAUUGCAAUACAUAAGUGUGUGUGUGUGGGUUUUUUUUUUUGUGUGUGUGUG
Messenger RNA from Pimephales promelas (fathead minnow), 2498 nucleotides. It is a transcript of the gene gldn, whose product is annotated as gliomedin. Gene Ontology annotation, cellular component: cell surface. Gene Ontology annotation, biological process: signal transduction. Lineage: Eukaryota; Metazoa; Chordata; Actinopteri; Cypriniformes; Leuciscidae. The record is from RefSeq and is a predicted model, not a curated record.